AUGCAAUUUGACGUCGAACCCAGCGACCCACAGGCAUCAAGCCCUUCCGCGAAGCGUCCUGGGUCUAUUAGGACUCCGCGGGAUGGGGACUCCGCCUACGUGCAGGACUCAAACGCUGUAUCUGAGGCCGUGAAGAAGAUCCAAAGUUGUGCGGCAGACAUCCGCAAAGAGACCCACUUGCUCGGGUCCGUCCAGCUACAGUCGUCACGAAAGAAGGUGGAAGAAGCCGUUCAUUUGGGGAAGCAAGCGGUGGAUGAAGGGAAGCGGCAUUUGCAGAAGCUUAGCUGCCUGAGCGGCGGCAGCAUCAGCGAGCAGCGAUCUCGGGUAUUCACCCAGCAGAUGCUGCGUGAGAAGCUGGAAAUUGCCACCACAGACCUUGAGGCAACAUUCCAGGCUUUCGAAAAGACCGCGAAGAGCAGGGAGUCUGCUCAAAGCAGAUCUUCCGGCGCAAGGCUCCAUGAGCACGUAGAGAUGGGUGCCAUGCCCGGUGGCGCCGAGCUUGGAGUUGCACGACAGCAAGUUCAAGAAGCAAACCUGAUUUCCGAGGGUGAAGCCGAAAUUCACGCUGCCAUGGUGGACGAGUAUGUCGAGCAGAUAUCAACAAUCGAACAAGAUGUUCGAGGUCUGCAGCAGGCCAUGGUCGAUCUGGCCACCCACGCGAAGGUUCAAGGCGACAUGCUUGACCACAUCGAAGCCCACUCCGAAUCCUCGUCUGCUGCUACUGCAGAUGCCACUGCGCAGCUGACACAAGCCAGCCGCUCGCAAAGGCGUGGCUCGAAGUUCAUUUAUUGGCUGCUGCUGCUUGCAGCGGUCCUUGCAGUCAUCCUGAUCUUCGUGGUGGUGAACAAGAGCUCCUCGGGCUCGUGA
Messenger RNA from Symbiodinium sp. CCMP2592, 867 nucleotides. The record is from the annotation of a GenBank genome assembly. NCBI's taxonomy places the organism in Eukaryota, Dinophyceae, Suessiales, Symbiodiniaceae.